Aquila chrysaetos chrysaetos is the source of this 913-nucleotide messenger RNA. Its product is annotated as histidine triad nucleotide-binding protein 1-like. Gene Ontology annotation, cellular component: cytoplasm; nucleus. Gene Ontology annotation, molecular function: hydrolase activity. Lineage: Eukaryota; Metazoa; Chordata; Aves; Accipitriformes; Accipitridae. The record is from RefSeq and is a predicted model, not a curated record. Gene Ontology annotation, biological process: purine ribonucleotide catabolic process.
AUGGAGCUCCAGUACCUGGAAGUCCCCCUAGCACCCGAAGGCAGCGGUGGAUGUCAUAGCUGCAAGCGUGCCCAGCUGGAAGAUCUCCUUGGACAAGUAACUAUGCUACAAGAGGAGCUCGACAGGCAGCGCGGUAUCCGGGAACGCGAGCAGGGGAUCGACGCGUGGUAUCCCCCGGUAAGCGCCAGGUCGACGAGGGCGGACCCGCCAAGGGGGCGGGGACAAGCGGCAACGACAGACGAGACAGCCAAUCGAGACGCGGGAUCGGCCGGCGGCGAUCUGGCGGCCCAAUGGGCGCCGCGGAGGGCCUGGCCGAGCGGAGGAAGCGCGGGGGCGACAACGGGCGCUGUCGUGGCUGGCGAGAUUGUUGGGGCGCGGGCCGCCCGGCCCGGUGGCGCCACUACUGUCUUCGGAAAGAUCACCGGCAAGGCGCUUCCCGCCAACGUCAUCUACGAGGACGAGGAGCGCCUCGCGUUCCAUGAUCUUUCGCCCCAAGCUCCGACGCUUUUCCUAGUCACGCCUGAGGAGCCAAUUAUCGGGUUAUCUGACGCAGAAGGUUCUGGUGAAUCUCUUCUUGGGCAUUUCAUGAUUGUUGGCAAGAAGCGUGCUGCUCACCUGGGCCUGACCAAUGGAUUCCGGAUGGUUGUGGAUGAAGGGCCCGAGGGCGGGCAGUCUGUCUGUCACGUACAUCUACAUAUUCUGGGUGGCCGUCAGUUGGGCUGGCCGCCUGGCUAAGAUUUUUGCACCGCAAGAGUUGCUGCACCUGUACAAAUCGCCACUGAAUGGAUUUCGUCUGUUGCCCGUCAGUCUAGUAGCCGCUGUUGACGUCUAAUUUUUUGUGACGUGUGUCUGUGGAAGGUAAUAAAAGCUUUGAGCAGCAGUUGCACAAUAAAGAUUUAGCAUGGGGAUAUCA